Molecule: messenger RNA, 3505 nt
Organism: Monodelphis domestica (gray short-tailed opossum)
Lineage: Eukaryota; Metazoa; Chordata; Mammalia; Didelphimorphia; Didelphidae
Gene: GUCY1B1
Product: guanylate cyclase 1 soluble subunit beta 1
Biological process (GO): response to oxygen levels; cGMP biosynthetic process
Cellular component (GO): guanylate cyclase complex, soluble
Molecular function (GO): heme binding; guanylate cyclase activity
Source: RefSeq, a predicted model, not a curated record
GAACGGAUUGGUCUAGAGGCAGAGGACGGAGAAAAAGCAGCCCCACGGCCCAACUCUCCAUUGGCCACUAGGAGGUGGCAAUCAGGGCGGAGCGAGGAGGAUCCGCUUGGGCUCUGGCUGCUGCUGUUGCCGCCGCCGCCGCCGCCGCCGCCGCCACUGCUUGGUUGCGCUUUGCCUCUUCCCCUGCCGCCGCUACUGCUGCGGUCCUUGCAGUUUCUGUGACUGCCAGGAUCGCUCAAUCCACGCAGCUGCUAGGGAAGGCACACCGGAGUGGCCGGCGGGGGAAAUCUAAGGCCCGGCUUACACCAUGUACGGAUUCGUGAAUCACGCCCUAGAGCUCCUGGUAAUACGGAAUUACGGCCCUGAGGUCUGGGAAGAUAUCAAAAAAGAGGCACAGUUGGAUGAAGAAGGGCAGUUUCUUGUCAGAAUAAUAUAUGAUGAUUCCAAAACAUAUGAUCUGGUUGCUGCAGCAAGCAAGGUUCUCAAUCUCAAUGCGGGAGAAAUCCUCCAGAUGUUUGGGAAGAUGUUUUUCGUGUUUUGCCAAGAGUCUGGCUAUGAUACCAUUCUUCGUGUCCUGGGCUCCAAUGUCCGAGAAUUUCUACAGAACCUUGAUGCUCUCCAUGACCACCUUGCUACUAUCUACCCAGGUAUGCGCGCACCUUCCUUUAGGUGCACUGAUGCUGAAAAGGGCAAAGGACUCAUUCUGCACUACUACUCAGAGAGAGAAGGACUACAGGACAUUGUCAUUGGCAUCAUCAAAACUGUAGCCCAACAGAUACAUGGCACUGAAAUCGACAUGAAGGUUAUUCAGCAAAGAAAUGAAGAAUGUGACCACACGCAAUUUUUAAUUGAAGAAAAGGAAUCUAAAGAAGAGGAUUUUUAUGAAGAUCUUGACAGAUUUGAAGAAAAUGGUACCCAGGAAUCCCGCAUCAGCCCUUAUACUUUCUGCAAAGCUUUUCCUUUUCAUAUAAUAUUUGACAGGGAUCUAGUAGUAACUCAAUGUGGAAAUGCCAUAUACAGAGUACUUCCCCAGCUUCAGCCUGGAAAUUGCAGUCUAUUAUCUGUCUUCUCUCUGGUUCGUCCUCAUAUUGACAUCAGUUUCCAUGGGAUCCUCUCACAUAUCAACACUGUAUUUGUCUUGAGAAGCAAGGAAGGAUUGUUGGAUGUGGAGAAGUUGGAGUGUGAAGAUGAGCUGACUGGGACUGAGAUCAGUUGCUUACGUCUAAAGGGGCAAAUGAUCUACUUACCCGAAGCAGAGAGCAUUCUAUUCCUGUGUUCUCCAAGUGUGAUGAAUCUGGAUGACCUAACAAGGAGAGGUCUCUAUUUGAGUGACAUCCCCCUGCAUGAUGCCACCCGUGAUCUGGUACUUUUGGGAGAACAGUUCCGAGAGGAGUAUAAGCUGACACAAGAACUGGAAAUCCUCACAGACAGACUACAGCUCACUCUGAGAGCUCUGGAAGAUGAAAAGAAAAAGACAGACACGUUAUUAUAUUCUGUCCUUCCACCUUCAGUUGCUAAUGAGCUGAGACAUAAACGCCCAGUACCUGCCAAGAGGUAUGACAAUGUCACUAUCCUAUUCAGUGGAAUUGUAGGAUUCAAUGCAUUCUGCAGCAAGCAUGCAUCUGGAGAAGGAGCAAUGAAGAUUGUCAAUCUUCUAAAUGACCUCUACACCAGAUUCGAUAUACUGACUGAUUCUCGAAAAAAUCCAUUUGUCUAUAAGGUGGAGACUGUCGGUGAUAAGUAUAUGACUGUGAGUGGUUUGCCAGAGCCUUGUAUCCACCAUGCCCGCUCCAUUUGCCACUUGGCCCUUGACAUGAUGGAAAUAGCUGGCCAGGUUCAGGUAGAUGGAGAAUCUGUGCAGAUAACAAUCGGAAUCCAUACUGGAGAAGUAGUGACUGGUGUCAUAGGGCAGAGGAUGCCUCGGUACUGCCUCUUUGGGAACACUGUUAACCUUACAAGCCGGACAGAAACCACAGGAGAAAAGGGGAAGAUAAAUGUGUCUGAGUACACCUAUAGAUGUCUUAUGACACCAGAUAAUUCAGACCCACAGUUUCAUCUGGAACACAGAGGACCAGUAUCCAUGAAGGGUAAAAAAGAGCCAAUGCAAGUUUGGUUUCUAUCCAGAAAAAGUACAGAGGAUGAGGAAACAAAACAAGAUGAGAGCUGAAGUAAGGGGCAAGAAGAAAGUCAGAAGAGGAGGGUCUUCUGUCCCUUGAUACCAACCCAGCCCAGUAGCAGUGAUUCUAUGUGGCUAUAUAUUUUGCUUCAUCUCUUUCAAUGACUCCAUUCCUUGUCCACAGGUGUAUAUAUACAUACAUACACAUGUAUAUGUAUGUAUAUAUAUACAUAUAUAUAUAGUCUUUUGUUUGCCUCUAGCCUCUCUAAGCUCAUAUGUCAGUUCUGCUUUGAAGAUUGCUGUGCUUUCAGUGUGGAUAUAUUCUUAGCUCCUGCUCUGUGGAUGAUGUGAACUUUUCUGCAUUCUAAACCUCAUGACCUGCUGAAUAGCAUUGGGCAAUAUGUCUGUGUACCAAAGUUGAUCAUUUCCAUUUGGUGCUUUGCACACAUAUUUUUUCAGCAAGAUCUACUAAAUGUAGUUCUUUGUCAUGCUGAGAUUUAUCAUUAUAGAAUCCAUUCGACCACUGUCUAGAUUUUAACUGGUAGACGAAAUCACAGCACUGGUGCAUUCUGGGUGGCAAGAUUUAGGGACCAAGCUAUAGAGUCAUUUUAUUUGUGUAACUGACUUUUCUCAUCUAGGUCCUCAGAAAACAUUAGUUUCCCAGAGUAAGAUUUAAUAAACUAUGCUAAGAAAAUAACAGCUAUAUCAAAGUAAGAUAACCAUUUCCCUUUGUUGAACUAGGAGGGGAAAAUAAGAAACAAACCAUUUUCUAUGGUGAAAAAGUAUAUCACCACUGCCAUCAUGUGGCAUCUGCAAUUCCGUGUUUCCUUUACAUUGCAUCUCUCAGAUUCCAUUAUUUCUGUCAGAUUAAAUAUAGUUAGUUACAUACAGCUGUAGUACAAUGCUGUACAAUUUUUCAUUGAGUUUUUAUUUUAGAUUGGAGUGAAUGUCUGGAUGUUUUCAAAAUAUCCAAGAACAAAGUUGGGAACUUCCUUCCAGGACUCUUGGUGUUAGAGUCUUUGCUUGAUCUUGAUAAUGCUGAGUAAUUGGUUUCUUUUGCUUUCUGUAGAAGAAUGGGAUAAUAUUCAGGAUUUGGGAUCCAGAAUAAUUAGCUUGAGCUCUACAGAGAGUGUGUUCCUCUUGCAAGAAAAUGCCUGUAUUCUUAAUUCUCUCCCUGAUAUUUUCUGAAUAUGUCUUUAUAAAGUAUUACAGAACAGUACAGUGCAAUUAAUUUUGUGUAAAAAAAGUUUGUCUUUAUAUUUAGUAUAUUGUAUCAACACAUAAAUAUAUGUAUAAAUGUUUCAUGUUUAUGUGUAAAAGAACCGGCAAUAAAUUAUUUUUUCCACUGGUCUUGAGACAAUUUGUAUUUCAAUAAAAAAUUAAAGUUGA